Wasmannia auropunctata (little fire ant) is the source of this 2402-nucleotide messenger RNA. RefSeq names its product putative sodium-dependent multivitamin transporter. Gene Ontology annotation, cellular component: membrane. Gene Ontology annotation, molecular function: symporter activity. The record is from RefSeq and is a predicted model, not a curated record. Lineage: Eukaryota; Metazoa; Arthropoda; Insecta; Hymenoptera; Formicidae. Gene Ontology annotation, biological process: transmembrane transport; sodium ion transport. Bases 339 to 2048 code for a protein of 569 amino acids. The transcript has 9 exons.
AUUCAGUGCUACAGACUGACAACCUUAUCAUGUCAUUCUUGCUUUGCGUGAAGUUUUAUUUAAAUCACCUAUCAAAGAAAGCCUGUAGUUUCUUGAAUGCCAAUAAGAAUAUAACGACAAAUAUCAAUAUUAUCAAAGCUUUAAUGAAGUCAAAGAUCGAAAUGAUAAUACAUUUCUGGUAUCUGCUACACGUGCCUCACGUUAUCUAGCUGAGAUAGCCAUAUUGCUAAUAUAUCUAUGCAACCUGAAAAGACUCUUAUUAAAGCUAUUAGUGUGGUGUGACUUCUCUGAUCUUUCCCGAGACAGGUUGAAAUUGAUCUAUUAAGUUAGAAGAUUAAAUGAAAAUGACGCAAAUAAAUCCCUUAGGAUGGAUCGAUUAUCUAGUUAUAGCGGUAAUGCUGUGCAUAAGUGCUGGAAUUGGUAUUUAUUACAGAUUUAGUGGAGGACGUCAAAAAACUAUGGAGGAGUAUUUCAUUGCAAGUCGAUCAAUGAGCACUGUACCAGUCGCCAUCGCUUUGGUGGUCUCCUUCCUAUCUGGAAUUACGAUGCUUGGUUCAUCCGCUGAGAUUUACACAUACGGGACGCAAUACGUUAUGAUGAACAUUGCGUAUAUUUUAAGUACUCCCAUUAUAUGCUAUGGAUUUCUACCAGUCUUCUACAAGCUACAGGCGACAAGCGUUUACGAGUACUUGGAAAAGCGUUUUGGAAUAAGAGCUAGAAUGAUGGCUAGUUUUCUUUUUUGGAUUCGAUUGCUUUUGCUCUCAGGAAUAGUGCUUUAUGCUCCUUCUCUGGCCUUGGAGGUGACCACUAGAAUGUCUAAGACUGCCAGCAUCAUAAUUAUUGGCCUCGUAUGCGCUUUCUAUUCUAGCUUAGGCGGUAUUAAGGCCGUGGUAAUAACAGAUGUAUUUCAAAGUUUGCUUAUGUUUGCCGCUGUGUUCUUAAUUAUUGGUGUGGCAGCGAGUGAUGUCGGAUUAGAACAGAUCUGGGAAAUUGCGAGGCAGGGGCAACGACUCGAGUUUGAUAACAUUGAUCUGGAUCCAACAGUAAGAAAUACCUGGUGGACUACUGUACUGGGUGGUUUAUGUAUAGAUUUAUCGCUUCAAGGAGUGAAUCAAGUACAAAUACAGCGUAUGCUGACUCUGAAAAAUUUGCAGGCCUCGCAAAGAGCCGUCUGGCUCGCUUUGCCCAUACGGUUGCUUCUCUCGAUCGCAAUUUGCUUCUCAGGAUUGGCGAUGUACAGCAGAUAUUACAAUUGCGAUCCGUUGCUUCAGAAAAGAAUUAGUUCGCUUGAUAUGCUUAUGCCAUUGUACGUUAUGGACACGAUGUCUAACAUUCCUGGCUUACCAGGCCUCUUUGUUGCAGGUAUUCUUAGCGCAACCCUUAGCACAAUUUCUGCGACGUUGAAUUCUCUAGCGGCAAUAACGUUGGAGGAUUAUAUAAAACCCGUAUAUAGAAAGUGCAUCGGACACGAAUUUUCGCCUAAAAUAUCAGUCCCCAUCGCUAAAGUGCUCGCUUUUAUGUUCGGUAUUAUUUUAAUUGCGCUGGCAUUUUUAAUGCAAUUUUUGGGAGCAUUACAAACGACUGCUUAUACUAUUUCUGGAGUAAUAAAUGGUCCAAUAUUAGGCAUUUUCACGCUUGGCAUGGGCACAGAAUCGGCGACGGAAAGCGGUGCGAUAAUCGGUACUCUUACAGCAUAUUCGUUUUUGUUCUGGAUUGUUUUCGGUCAACCACGCCCGAUACCACCUAAGUUGCCAACUACUAUCGAAGGCUGUGAUAAUAGUAUUGCAAAUAUGACGAUGUCCGUUUUGCAAAACGGCACAAGUUUCUCCAAAAGCACCGGCGAUAGCUCGUACUUUUAUUUGUAUCGCAUUUCGUAUUUGUGGUACUCCUUCCUCGGAUUCAUAAUAACAUUCUUACUUGGAUUGCUUAUCAGCAAUCUAUCUCGUUUACUCCUGAAGAAUCAGAGCAACGAGUUAGACCCUAAUUUAUUCUUUCCCGUAGUAGCACGUAUACGUUCUAGAUAUAAGGACGUAAAGAAUGAUAAGUAGUUCUUAUUGUUAGUUAGACAGAAAUCUUUUCACGAGUAAUUAGAAAACAAUAAACAGUCGCGCCAAUAAAAUGUAUUAUAUGUAAAAUAUUUUAAUUGUAAUCUUUUUAAGUUUUUUAAAGUUUAAAAUAAAUAAAGUACUUUUGAAGUAAUAAAUAGAACAGAGUAUGAAAAUAAUAAUGAGCAAGUGCAGUGCGAAUACUUAAGUGUGUGAAGAGCUAUAAGUUAUGUAAUUAGUUACUUCAAUAUUUAACUAGAUAUAAAAUCAUUAUAAAGAGCAAAUAGUCAUAAAAGUUACGUUUUAUCGCAUUAAAAAAUGAGACGUUACGAAUAAAUUAUACGAGAUAUCAUUCCA